AUGAUGUCGUCGAAGGCUGUGCUUACGUUUCUUUGCUGUGUGGCUCUUAUCAAUCUUGCCAACGCUCAGGAUCAAUCAGGGUUCAUUAGCAUCGAUUGCGGGUUACAACCGGAAAAUUCCAGCUACACGGAGACAUCAACCGGUGUAAAGUAUGUUUCGGAUUCGAGUUAUACGGAUACAGGAGCCAGCAGUUUCGUGGCGCCUGAGAAUAGACAAAACAUGAUGCAGAGCAUGUGGUCUGUUAGAAGUUUUCCAGAGGGAAUCAGAAACUGUUACACUGUUGCUGUUAAUAGCAGCUCCAAGUAUUUGAUCCGGGCGGCUUUUAUGUACGGUAACUACGAUUCGAGAAACGAGAUACCGCGGUUCGAUCUUCACUUGGGUCCAAACAAAUGGGACACUGUUGAACUUGAGUCUCCUAUGCAAACAGUGUCCAAGGAGAUCAUGUACUAUGUGUUGACAGAUACGUUACAAGUGUGUUUAGUGAACACAGGUAACGGUACGCCUUUUAUAUCGGUAUUGGAACUUAGACCGUUGCUGAAUUCUUCUUACGUUGCUCAAUCUGGAUCACUCCAGCUCUUUGAAAGAUUGGAUUUUGGAUCAACAACAAACUUAACGGUUAGGUAUCCAAACGAUGUUUUCGAUCGGAUAUGGUUUCCCUCCACGCCAAAUGGAUCCAAGUCGUUAAGUGACCCGUCGACUUCUCUCACAAGCAACAGCACCGGUACCUUUCGUCUUCCACAAGUUGUGAUGAGAAGUGGAAUUGUACCAGAUAUUCCAGGAGGGUCUGUAGAUUUUGGAUGGGUUCCAGAUGAUCCCUCUCUUGAGUUUUACUUUUACUUGUAUUUUACGGAACUUCAAGAACCGGAUUCCAGAACCGUAGAAACAAGAGAAUUCAUGAUCUUGUUGAACGAAAAGGCUUUUGGGAAACCGCUUAGUCUUAACUACUUCCGGACAUUAGUCCUCUUCACUUCAGACCCGUUGACAGCAAAGAGCUUCCAGUUUUCUCUUCGUCAGACUCAGAAUUCAUCUCUUCCUCCACUGAUCAAUGCUAUGGAGACUUACUUUACAAACAAACUACCGCAAUCAUCAACCGAUCAACAAGACCUUUCGGCUAUGCGGGAUAUCAAGUCUGCAUAUAAAGUCAAGAAAAACUGGGAAGGAGACGUGUGUGUACCUCAAGCUUACACAUGGGAAGGUCUGAAUUGUAGCUUCAAUGGCACAAACAUGCCUAGAGUAAUAGCUUUGAACUUGUCAUCCGCCGGACUAACAGGGGAGAUAGCCUCUGAUAUAUCCCGUCUUUCACAGUUACAAAUUCUGGACUUGUCAAAUAACAAUUUGACUGGACCAGUACCAGCUUUCGUAGCUCAACUUCAAAACCUGAGAGUCCUACAUUUGGCGAACAACCAGCUUAGUGGUCCUAUACCACCUAUUCUCAUGGACAGACUAGAGUCGUUUAGUAUCAAUGGGAAUCCAAGUCUUUGUCCUACAAGUGCGUGUGAAGAGGUCUCACGAAAUAGAUCAAAGAAGAAUAAACUUCCUGGCUUUGUCAUUCCAUUAGUUGCAUCACUUGCAGGGCUGCUUCUUCUUGUUAUCAUAUCUGCAGCAAUAGUUUUUAUCCUCAUGAGAAAGAAGAAACAAGGUGGAAUGAUAAAUAGGACAAUUACAGCUUCAAGUAAUGGACCGUCGUUACAGAGGAGAGAUACUGGUUCAAUGCGUCCAUCGUUGCAGCGAAGAGAAACCGGUUUCUCAACAUAUCCAUCAUUACAGAGAAUAGAGAGCGGAAUGACAGACUACCAAGGGAACGAAACCGCGGUAGAUGCGUUUGAUUUGGAACCAACAAAUAGGAAGUUUACAUAUGCUGAGAUUGUUAAUAUCACUAAUGGUUUCGAUAGAGAUCAGGGAAAGGUAGGAUUUGGAAGAAACUACCUUGGACAGUUAGAUGGUAAAGAAGUGACUGUCAAACUUGUUUCUUCACUAUCUUCUCAAGGCUACAAACAACUCAGAGCAGAGGUCAAACACCUUUUCAGAAUUCAUCAUAAAAACCUUAUAACCAUGCUUGGUUAUUGCAAUGAAGGCGAUAAAAUGGCGGUUAUAUAUGAGUACAUGGCUAACGGAAACUUGAAACAACAUAUCUCAGAAAACAGUACAACUGUUUUUAGCUGGGAAGAUAGACUUGGGAUCGCGGUUGAUGUUGCACAAGGACUUGAGUAUUUGCAUACUGGCUGCACGCCGCCGAUCAUUCACAGAAACGUCAAGUGUACAAAUGUGUUCUUAGAUGGAAACUUCAAUGCCAAGUUAGGCGGUUUUGGCCUUUCGAGAGCAUUUGAUGCAGCAGAGGGAAGUCAUUUGAAUACAGCCAUAGCUGGGACUCCUGGAUAUGUCGACCCUGAGUAUUACACAUCAAACAUGUUAACCGAGAAGAGCGAUGUGUACAGUUUCGGUGUAGUUCUAUUAGAGAUUGUUACUGCGAAACCCGCGAUCAUAAAGAAUGAGGAAAGGAUGCAUAUAAGUCAAUGGGUUGAUUCUUUGCUCUCUAGAGAUAACAUUGUACAGAUUCUUGACCCGAGUCUUUGCGGAGAUUAUGAUCCAAACUCUGCAUUCAAGACCGUGGAAAUAGCAGUGGCUUGCGUUUGUCGAAAUUCUGGCGAGAGACCUGGAAUGAGUCAAGUGUUGACGGCUCUUAAGGAGAGUUUGGCUGUAGAAGUUGAGAGGAAAAAGCAUUUGCCAGUUGGAUCAACAGAUUCAGUUGAAGAGCUUGCACUUGGCUUUGGUUCCAAUCCACCUCCUCGUUUGAGAUGAUUAUUUAUUGAUUUCAUUUUUGUAAUGUUUGUGGUCUCUCAAAUUAAUCUGUUAUAUAUGUUUUUACGUUUGUGAGUUCGAAUAACCAAAAAAAAAAAAUCGUUGUUCAUAAAUGUUUGAUCCAGAUGUGAGGAUUUUUUUACAGUAUAGUUUGGGUCUGAUUAGGGUCAUGUGUGGGAAGAAAAUAUUGAGCAGUUAUGCGUGAGGCACAAACUUUCCAAGGACUUACUUGUGACCUAAGGAACUUCCAGAUUUGUGCU
Messenger RNA from Capsella rubella, 3059 nucleotides. Its product is annotated as LRR receptor-like serine/threonine-protein kinase IOS1. Gene Ontology annotation, biological process: protein phosphorylation. The record is from RefSeq and is a predicted model, not a curated record. The transcript is spliced from 12 exons. Bases 1 to 2799 code for a protein of 932 amino acids. Gene Ontology annotation, molecular function: ATP binding; protein kinase activity; protein binding. Lineage: Eukaryota; Viridiplantae; Streptophyta; Magnoliopsida; Brassicales; Brassicaceae.